UUAGGUUAUGUGGCAAAAUGUUAAUAUUGUUAUGAAUAUUUAUGAUAUAUGCCAUGUUUUGGUUGAUGAUGAUUUUACAAGUAAUUAUAACUAAUAGUAUAAGAGAAAACUGUGUUUGUCGACUUAUGAUAGAAACAGUAACUAGGCAUAAAUAAACGUUUAUUGCUCUUGAAACUUUUGCUAGCUACAACAAAUCAUCAAAAUGAAUGAUUGUGCUACAGGAGUACUGGUUGAAUUCAACAUGUCAGAUGCCUCAUCUCCAAACUUAUCUCAACUAAGCCUUUCUAAGGAUUCUGGAACGAGUAAAAUAAAAGCAUACAUAGUAGAACAUUGUGCAAACAUGUUACAUACAUAUACUUCGGAGACUGACGAUGAUGACCUGUUUUUUUGUCAUCAAGUGAAAAAGUUGUCUGUAGAACCCACUGGUGGAACAUUGCCUAGAUCACCGUUAUGUGGUAAACUCAUUGACAUUGCUGAUGAACCUAACAGCAGUCCAGAAUGUCCUAGUUAUGAAAAACAAAAGGAUACUUUACAUACCGCAUGUGAAGAACAAGAAAGGAACACUCAGCAUUUUACUUCUUAUAAACCAGACAAGAUUGAAUUACAGAUUCCUUCUGUAUCCUGCAAUCAGUCUGUAUGUAGUAAGGUUUGUUUUAAACCAGAAAACAAACAAAGGAAUUCUGUUAUGGAGACUCACUCAAGUACAGUUAAAAAUAGUUCUUGGAGACUUGUUGGAAAAGAGGAAGAACUUAUAGAAAAUGAAGCAUUUGACUUUAAUAUAUCCAUCACACCUCCAGGACCCCUCAGAAUGGGUCAAGGUGAUGUUUUUCAAGAGUUGAAUAUUGAAAAAAAUCAAAUGAGAAAUUAUAGCAAAGACGAAGGACCUACUGUGAUGUCUGGCUUUGCUAAGCUUUCAGAUAUCUCUGAUAACUGGAAACCAGUUUCAUGUGGAGAAGUAACAAAAAAGGCUUCCAGCCUUGUUUGCCAUUCAUCAAACAAGGAAAAUCAUAAGCUAGGUGUAGAGAGUGAGUCCACUAUGAGUAAUAACAAUAUAAAUUGUAAUUUGUCACCCGAUCUCACCUCAAAACUGUUGAUAUUAACAGGAGAGAGCACUGACAUCCAAAAAAAAUCUAAAACAAUUGCUCUACAAACAGAUGAGACAAACCUGUAUCCAAAGAUGGGGGAGAGUAUGACUUCAACUAGCGAGCUCAAAACAAAAAAUUCAGAGUCCAGUUAUGACAUGUUUACUUCACUUGUGUCAGUGGAAGACAAAGAAAAUUACUCCAGUAUUGCUAAUGAGACCUGGCAGGAAGCAAGUCAGUUCAUAGACUCCACACUGCCAUAUCCUUCUCCAGAAAAAAAUCCAGAUGGAAGUAUUUGCCAGGAUGAUAGGGGAAUCAUAAGAAGAGGAACUUUUACUCUUAAAGAAAGUCCCCUAAUAGCAGAAAAAAACAGAAAAAAAUAUCCAGAAGAAUGGAUUUCUCCUAAUCAGACAGAGCAAAAAUCCAGAUUAAGAAGAGAAACCAUACUGUUGUCAUCACCUUUAGCUAAGAUAAAAUCAACCUCAAAAGGUUCGUCUUUCCAAAACAACUCCCCUGUUCAUAGAAUAGGUAAUAUCAAGUCAACUUUGUGUAGGAAAACAAGAAUGUCUUUAUCCAAUCAGGUUUCAUCAUACAACAAAUGGAAUACUACAUCAUCCUUCAAUAGUUCUCAAGAGCUAAGUCAAAACCAUUCCAUCCUAAAGCCAGAUAAAAUGCCAAAAUCAUCUCAAAACCAUUCUAGGAUAUUGCAAAAGACCGUAAACGACACUCCUGUUAGCAGCUGCACAAACAUUUCAAAACAUAAUUCCAGGUUAUCAAAAGUUUCCAUCACUAACAACAAGUGUGGAACUAUCGUAACAUCGGGUUUGAAGCCUCCUAAUUCUUUAUCAAAAUCCAACAAGUGUGGGUCUUCAACAUCAUCUGUUUCCAGCUCUUCAUCUCUCCCUCGCAGGUCAGGGCUGCCAAAAGCCACUACAUCAAUCAAAAACCUGCCUAUGGGUCAAGUGUCCAACACUAAAAUAAGAGGGGACUCAAACAUCUUAAAAUUACCUGCAACAAAGCCAAUGGUAGUGUCCCGAGAAAAUAAGAUAAUUCAGAAUCCUGCCAAAACUGGUGCAAACAAGACAUUGGAAACAAAAAAAUGUACCCCUUUAAAAGCUACAGCACCACUAACUUUGAUGAUAAAGCCCAGUAGGAACAGAGAUAUUAGAGGCUCCAACCACACAGGUGACAAUCCUCAAAGAGGUACAAGUGUAACUCAACGAUCUAAUAGUUUUGUAAGCAGUGGUCAGCAUACUCCAUCCAGAAAAUCUUUUGACAUUUCCUUGUCAACCCCAACAUUGACUUCAACUCCAAGCACACCAAAACACUUCUUUCGGUCAUCUGUUUUAGGAACACCUUUCAGUAAUGAUAAAGGGAAGGUUGUGAGACGUCGUUCAGGAGUACCUGCACCAUCUUGGCUGCAUCAUCCCAAAACAAUUGACAUAUAAUCCUAAUUACUUUGAGUUGUGGCUCCAAUCUUCUAGAAAGCAAAUUUACUAUAAUAUCACAAAAUUACUUGUAUGGGAAGUGGAAUUAAUUAUCUUGAUAGAAAAUAUAUUUGUUAGAUAAAUGACAUAGUUCUUAAAAAAUCAUUUUAUUCUAAGGUUAAUGUUCUUUGCAGUGAAGAUGUAAUCAGUCAUGUAAUUUUUUAGUUAGAAAAAGUAAACUGCUACAGACCUGUUACAAGUGAAGUUAUAACUUUGACACACAAAAUUGUAAUUUUGAAUAUUUGUGAUAUUCAUUUAUAAAUCUUAGUAAUGUUUCAAAUGAUAAGAAACACCAGUUGUGAAAGUUUUUUAAAGUAUUGUUUGUCAAAGUACUUUUAAUUAGUGAAUAUUUUGUUCUUGUUAAAAUGUUAUAUGCAUCCAUCAAGUUUCCUUGUGUUAUUUGGGCUUGAACAUUAUCUGGACUCUCUCUCUUUUCUUUUUUAAUGGUUUUAGGAAAACGAUACUAUUUAGUAGUUUACUGAUGUUGUGAUAUAUAUCAUUCAAAGAUUUAUAAAUAUUACAGUUUGGACCACCACAAACUUUUCUAGUAACAUGAGAAACUAAAUAAAAUCUGUCAGAUUUAAUAUGUAUCAGAAUAUCACUCAUUAAAUGUUACAAGUUUAAGAUCAAUGCUUAUGGAAAUCUGUUACAGUGUGUUAUUCUGUCUAACAAUUUACAUCUUCAGCAUAUAGAUGUUAUAACAGAUAGAAAGUUAAUAAUUUCUCCAAAAUAUUUGAUUACAGUAUUUAGAAAAUUGUUAAUUAACAGAGUUCCUAUUAUUAUUAUGCAGCAAAAAAAAAGUCUGAUAAAAAUAGUGAAACAACAAUAGGGGAACCACUAACAAAACAAGACAAAGUUCACAACAUGCUUUGGAGAACAUCAUGAGUUUCAAGAAGUAACUGCAUGUAACUUGUAAAUUAAAAGUGUUCAUAUAUCGUACAAAAUAUACUUCAUUACAGUUACUCAUUAUUCUGGUAAUUCAAUAACUAAAUAAUGCAUAUCACAGAAUGCCAGUGGCUAUCUGUAUAAUGUGAGACAAUUUAACAUAGUCUUGAAACUUACAACAUUCUUACAUUAUUUCUUGCUGAAUCAUUCCUGUAGCUGACUUUCUGUUGAACGUGUUCUAAAUGAAACUUCUUAUCGUGUAUAUGUAUUGCUCUUGCAACUUUUAGAUGGAAACAUCACUUUCAGUUCUAAUACUUUUUUGGGAGCAACCCAAGAAUAAACAUUUCUUUACUGCCAUCCAUAUUUCACUACCAAACCAUGUUACUCUAGUUGACACAUGUAUAUGUGUUGCUUGAGUACCUCAUCUAUGCACUUAAUUUCCUUUUUUUUGCUUUGGAAUAUUCUUCUGCUGAACUUCUUGUGAUCUUUAUCUAGAGAUAGUUGAUGACUCUUUCAGACUGCCUCUUAGCUUCCUUAACCUUUUGUUCAGCAGUAGUAAUUAGUUUCUGUGCAGUGGUUUGGAGGGUCAGCUUUCUUUUCUUGACCAUGGCUAGCUGUUCUGGAAAUGUCUUCCUCUUGCUUGCUCAUUCAGUUUCAAGAAUUUCUUUGCUUUUCUUCAGAUGGUGUAUCUUGUAUCUGUUACUUUGUUGUCAAGAUGUGUAGGUCACCGGUAUGUUGGACGUUCUGGUUGGGAUGGCUAUAGACCUCCUUUAAUGCCACCCCUGAUAUGUAGGCUGCAUGACCCAACCUCAAGCAGGUAAGUAUAGUCUGGAUCUUUUCUCUCUCUUCACUUUUAUUUUCAUAAAUUUUCCACUUCACAUUUUAUACAUUGGCUGAAAUCUGAGCAAUUUGCUUGAGAUUAAGAUGAUCUAUACCUUUUUUAAAUUUUUCAUCAAGGUUCAAUGUCCAAGUAUCUAGACACAACUUUGUUACCUUUUAAGCAUCUCGCCAUGAAGUACAUUUGCUCCUUCCAGCAAUUUUGCUCUAUAGUAUGGUGCAAAUUCAAAACAAGUGACUUAAUACAACAUGGUAGACCUACACUUCAUUCAUUGAGCAAUGCUGCUAUCUGGAAACAUGACGUUGAAUAUGUCUCGAACAUCAGCACCUGAACUGUAGGAGUGGUGUGGCAUACUGCAAUUUAGAGCCCAGGAAAUUUCUGUUUUAUGUUGCCAUUUCUUCAAUGCAUAUCUUGUGAUAUGAGAAUCAUUAGCAACUACUGCCAUUUAAGGAACUUGCCCCUCUUCCUUAUACCUAAGAUGGUACUCCUGUUUCCUGGAUUACUGCAGACUGGAAUGUUUUAAAAUGAAAAAGAUUUGUGGCACAAUUUGUAGCAUAUUCUAGUAGGCCCCUGUGGGAGGUCUAUUAGCCAGUUCCUGUGUUGCUCUUUUGCGUCUGUUCUUAAUGUCUAUCGGUAGUGUCUUUCUGUUUUACACUGAAGAAAUGAAUGUAUACACCCACCUGUGUCAAGACUUUCCAACUGGGUUGCAUCACAUAUAGAGUUAAAUCAAUUAGAAAUUAUCCAUUCAUGUAUACAAUUUAAGAACAGGUGAAAAUGUAUUAUAAAACAUAUAUUUCAUUGUAACUCUACAGAAUGUAUAUACAAUACAUUACUUACUGCAUCCACGUGUACAAUGGCAUGUUUGAUGCUACAGAUAGAGAAUACAAGAUGUAUAUACAACACAUUACUUAGUACAACCACAUUUACAGUGACAUAUCUGAUACUAUAGAUAGCGAAUACAGUAUGUAUAGACAAAACAUUACUUAGUACAACGGCAUGUCUGAUGCUACAGAUAGAGAAUACAGGAUGUAUAUACAACACCUUACUUAGUGCAACCACAUGUACAGUGACAUGUAUGAUCCUAUAGAUAGGGAAGACAAGAUGUAUAUACAACAUAUCACUAACUGCAUCCAUGUGUACAGUGUUAUGUCUGAUCCUACAGAUACAUAGUACGGGAUGUAUAUACAACACAUUACUUAGUGCAGCCAUGUGUACAGUGACAUGUAUGAUCCUAUAGAUAGGGAAGACAAGAUGUAUAGACAACAUAUCACUAACUGCAUCCACGUGUACAGUGUUAUGUCUGAUCCAACAGAUACAUAGUACGGGAUGUAUAUACAACACAUAACUUAGUGCAACCACAUGUACAGUGACAUGUAUGAUCCUAUAGAUGGGGAAGACAAGAUGUAUAGACAGCAUAUCACUAACUGCAUCCAUGUGUACAGUGUUAUGUCUGAUCCUACAGAUACAUAGUACAGGAUGUAUAUACAACACAUUACUUAGUGCAACCACGUGUACAGUGACAUGUAUGAUCCUAUAGAUAGUUUUCCAUAAAAUCACUGAUUUAUCCAAAACAUUAUAUUAACUUUACAACAUAACACUACUUGUCAUGUAAUUUUUUAAAAUCUACAGGGUGAUGUUCAUGGGUUGCUGUUACAAAGAUGAUGACGACAACUUGUGACAUAAGUCAUGUAUUUCGAAGGCUAUAUGCACAUUAACUGGAGUACUAAUCUCUUUUAGCCUUGGGUACAUUUAAAACAGCACAUGAAUAACAUUGAAAUAUUGAAUAUAAAUCUUCCUUUAAUAUUUUAAGGAAAUAUAAUUGUUAUUGGACUAUAUAAGGCUAUUAUAGCAUCUGGCAUGUACAAUAAUGACAUUGUGUGGCAUACAGAAUAACUAAUAUCAAACAUGUUAUUUUCAUAACAGUUUGUUUGUAAAACAAGUAUUCUAGGCAAUUUAUUGCAAAAUUUCUUGACAUUUAGAUUUGUUUUAAAUUAUCUGACAAGAGAAAUCUUUAUAAAUAUAUCCUGGUUUUCCAGUGCUAGUGGGUUCCCUGAUUAAUACUACCUUAAAACUAGACAAAACUGUUCUUACACGUGAAUUUAUCUUAUCCAUAGUGAGUCUUAAAAUCAAAUAUCUAUGGAAAUCUAUUUUGUUUAAUAUCUUGCAUUUAUCAGUAUAGUCAGUUGGUUUACAUUUAAUUACUUAUUAUUAGGGGAUAAUUGGAUGUCUUUUAUCUUUUCUUCAGUAACAGUUACAGUGUUGUUAUAGAAGUUUCAUGGUAAUGAAUGUGUUGUAUUUUUAUCAAAGUUAAAUAAAAGUGGAGUGAUGAAGCUCUCUUUCUAUUAAGAUCUUGUUGAUAAAUACAAUAAUGAAUAAAUAAUAACAAAUAUGUAUUUUAUUUUGUUUAUAACUAUUAUCCAUCAGUUGUUGAAGCUACUAACCUUGGUUAUUGUUGCAAAGAGGUUAUUAACCUUCUCCUAUGUUGUUUAAAAAUGUUGUCUGUUGAUCUUUAUCAUUUACAGUUUAGGCUGUUAUGGUGUAAGGUAAUUAAUCCUGGAUAAAGCUAAUGCGGCAAAAAGUUUGGAAUAAAUAU
This is a messenger RNA of Limulus polyphemus (Atlantic horseshoe crab), 6885 nucleotides long. RefSeq lists its product as uncharacterized. The coding region runs from base 203 to 2530 and encodes 775 amino acids. The record is from RefSeq and is a predicted model, not a curated record. The transcript is spliced from 11 exons. NCBI's taxonomy places the organism in Eukaryota, Metazoa, Arthropoda, Merostomata, Xiphosura, Limulidae.